Molecule: messenger RNA, 1348 nt
Organism: Oreochromis aureus
Lineage: Eukaryota; Metazoa; Chordata; Actinopteri; Cichliformes; Cichlidae
Exons: 3
Coding region: 16-720 (234 amino acids)
Source: RefSeq, a predicted model, not a curated record
UACAAAAGGGAGGACAUGGAGAAACACGGAAUAAUGUUAAGUACACAGAAAAUUCACAGAGGAACACAGACGACGCGACGAGGAGCACAGGCAGACACGCAGUAUAAAUACACACAUCAGGUAAUCAGGAAAUGGCACACAGGAGGGGAAACAGCUGGAACUAAUGGACAUAAUGAGACACAAACCUACAAAGUAAAACAGGAAACUCACAGACUGUUUUACACAACCAACUGGGGACACGAACAGAACACAGAGGAGAGACACAGCUACAACUUUGCCUCCUUCACAUCCUGUCUUUCUUGGGAGCUUGGCAUUACUUCACUGAAUUAUUCAUUUGUCGACGAUUUACAGAGUCACCAUGAGGACCAAAGCCAUCCUUCUUGCGUCAGUGUUUAUACUGAUACUCUUGAUUCCCGUAUCUUUUGCUACCAGCUCUCAAAACUAUACUCUAGAGAACAAUAUGACAUCUACUCAAACUUUAGGCUAUUCACACUCUCCCUCUGGAGCUACAAACAGCACAACAACAUCCUUCCCAACAUCCGAUUCAGUUACAGUCGUUCCAUCAGGUACAAAAAAUACAGAUCAAUCUGGCACAACUCCCUCACCCUCCCCACCUGGAAAGGCAGUGAAGACUUGGCUUAUUGUCAUUCUGUUGGUUAUCAUGGUUUUGAUGGUGCUUGUGGCAUAUCUCCAUCAUGUGUGCCAGCAGUCCGACCAUAGCGGCUCUGUGCCCAGGUUCCUAUUAGAUGUGAGGGAGAGGCUGAGAACCUGGAUCAGGAACCUGGAGGACCACCUGGGUGUUCAACUUUGGCCAGGGGACAAGAGAACAGCAGAGGAUGCCAUGGAGGACACAGAAGGAGGACAGGCAGAUGAGGGAGAGGUGUGGAGGGGUGGAGAAGGAGCUAAUAAUGAACUAAGCAACGAGGAAAAAGGAGAACACAAGGAGGAAGACAGCGACACUUCGGAUGACUGCUCAAGUUUGGAGGGGGAUGAUCUGAGGGAGAGGGCACUAAACAGACAGAAUGAAGAGGAGGGGAACCAGAGCAAGGAUGAGGAUGAAACGAGUACCUCAAGUGAUGAAGGUCAAAGUCAUUCCGAAGGAAUGAGUGGUGGAAAUAAAAAUGAAGAUUCUGAAGAGACUGCACUUGUAAUUUCCCCUCAGCAGGAUUUAUGUGAUGUGACUGUUUUAUAGUGAAACAAUGCAUUUUAUUGUUAGAGUUUAGAUAGUUACUUUAUCGACACAGUUGCCUCUGUGCUCUACAACUGAAAUGCCAAUGUAAAAAGAAACAUUGUCAGUGUGUGAUGAUCUUCAAAUAAACCUUUAAAAAAAAAAAAAAAAAUCAUCUGU